ACCGCAGCGCCGCGGCAGUCGUGUUUACAGAUUUUGCCAGUUGAGUUCCGUAACGUCACGUCAAAAAAGUGCAACACACGAAUUUCUACCACGUUUUACUAUGUAAAAGGUGCGUUCCCCGACGGCGGAGAUAAUGUAGGUAUAGUUCAUUAAAACAAGGCCUUUAGGAUAUAAUUAUAUUUAAUGUCAGUAUAUAAGCUGGAUGCUUGUUAUUGGUGGUGUAAUCAUUGGACCAAGAAAUAUUGAGACAUUUGAGGCGUAGCGAAGAACGUGUAAAAUGACGAUUGCCACUAGGGGCCAGGGAGUUGGCAUAGACCCUCCCGACAGCCAGCAAAAUACGCAGAUGCACAGUCCACCAGGUCCACAACAAUUGGCUGACACAAUGUCGGGACUCCAGCUCACCGAGAAUGUGGUACAAACGGAGUGCAACAAUGACGCUAUCACUACGGUAGAAGAUAGCAACCAGCUUCAUGAAGAGCCUGAGUUUCCUAUUUUCAAACUUAAUAUGCUUCAUGAGAAGAUAUCUAGUCCACGAUGGGUUGUACCAGUUCUACCCGAACAAGAAUUAGAGUGCCUGUUACAAGCCAGUAUCGAACUUUGUAAAAAAGGAAUUGAUGUACAAAGUGAAGCGUGUCAGCGCUUUUUUCGAGAAGGUCUCACAAUCUCAUUUACCAAGAUAUUAACAGAUGAUGCAGUAAACAGUUGGAAAUUGAAUAUUCACAAUUGUAUCAAUACUAAUUGUGCACGUUUGGUGGAACUAUGUGUCCUGAAAUUAGAUGAGGACUGGUUUCCUCUACUUGAUUUACUGGCCAUGGUUUUUAAUCCUAGUAAUAAGUUUCACACAGUAAAUGCAAUAAGAGUUUCAGAAACUGUUCCUCCUGGUAGUGAUAUUCCUGAUGAGGAACUUUAUGCUCGUCCACCAUCUGAUUCACGAGCUCCUCGUGGUUGGCUGGUAGAUCUUAUAAACAGAUUUGGGAGUCUCAAUGGAUUUGAAAUUUUACUUUCGAGAUUUCAGAGUGGACGUAAUUUAACAGUGCCAGUUAUUUAUGCUUUAAUCAGACCCUUUGGCUUGUGUUACGAACUGUUAACUGUUCACACGAUAGUUAAAUAUCUGAUGCCUAUUGUCGAAAUGGUACCUCUUAUUUUGAAUAACCUAACUGACGAUGAGUUGAAGAAAGAGGCGAAAAAUGAAUCAAAAAACGAUGCAAUAUCAGCCAUAAUCAAAGCUGCUAAAUGCUUGGUAUCGCGCGUACCUCAUCAGGAAGAGAUGAUAAAGAACUUGGAAAUACUGAGACUGAAAAUGAUAUUGAGACUCUUACAAAUUUCUUCGUUUAACGGAAAGAUGAAUGCUUUAAAUGAAGUUAAUAAAGUAAUAUCUAGUGUUAGUUAUCACCAACACCGUAAUACAAUAGCAGAGGAGGAAGAGUGGCUUACAGCAGAGCGUAUGGCAAAAUGGAUUAAAGACAAUGGGGUAUUGGAAAUCGUAUUGAGGGAUUCAUUGCAUCAGCCGCAGUAUGUAGAGAAACUGGAGAAAAUUUUACGCUUUAUUAUAAAAGAACGUGCACUUACAUUAGAAGACUUAGACGCUGUUUGGGCUGCACAAGCUGGUAAACACGAAGCAAUUGUGAAGAACGUUCAUGACUUGUUAGCCAAAUUAGCUUGGGAUUUUAGUCCUGAACAACUUGAUCAUCUGUUUGAGUGUUUUCAGACAAGUUGGAGAACCGCCAACAAGAAACAACGGGAAAAGCUGUUAGAAUUGAUCAGAAGACUCGCGGAAGACGAUAAAGACGGUGUUAUGGCGCACAAGGUGUUAACACUCUUUUGGACUUUGGCACAUUCUGACGAAGUCCCUACAGAGAUCAUGGAUCAGGCACUGAACGCUCAUGUAAAAAUUCUCGAUUACUCAUGCUCGCAAGAGAGAGAUGCGCAAAAGGCAAUCUGGGUGGACAAGUGCGUCGAAGAAUUGAAGAACGGUGAUAAGUGGGCCCUCCCUGCGUUGAAGCAAAUUCGAGAAAUAUGUUGCCUUUAUGAACCAAAUCCCAACCUAGGUCAUAGUCAGCGUAGCCAUCAUUUGCAUUACAGGCAAGAAGUAAUAGAGCGUUUACAAAACGAACAUUCAGUAGUAAUUCUUGUAACAAAUAGCUUAACAAAUUAUAUGGAUAAAGUGCGGCAGUUGGUGAAGGAAAAUCCUGAAAUUGACGCAAAUACUUUUAUGCCUGACGGUCGAUAUAAUCAUAUUAUGCAAGUGCAAGAAAGAUUGAAUUUCUUGCGCUUCUUAUUAAAGGAUGGACAAUUAUGGCUAUGUGCUGAUCAAGCAGAACAAAUUUGGCAGUGUUUAGCUGAGCAAGGUGUAUUUGUUUCGGAUCGCGAGGCGUGCUUCAAAUGGUUCUCCAAACUUAUGGGAGACGAACCGGAUCUGGAUCCAGCAAUAAACAAGGAUUUUUUUCAAAACAAUAUACUGCAAUUAGACCCGACAUUGCUUACAGAAAGCGGUAUUAAAUGUUAUGAAAGAUUUUUUAAAGCCGUUAAUUCUAAGGAAGGAAAAUUGAAACUGAAACGUAGAACAUUUCUCAUGGAUGAUGUGGAUUUAAUUGGAACUGAUUAUUUGUGGAGAGUAGUAACAAACAGCCCGGAAGAAAUUGCAAACAGAGGCAUAGAACUCUUGAAGGAGGUGAACACCAAUUUAGGGCCGCGGUUGCAGUCGUCCGUUUUGGCAUUUCACGAAACAUAUAUAGCGGAGUGUAUGGACAGAUUGAAGGCUCAUUAUGACACGGUGACUGUUUUGAGCAGAGUAUACUUGGAUGGGAAGGAGGAGCGUGAAGAACAAAUGACAAACAAGAUUAAAAUGGAGGCCAUAAAAAUGUGUCGCGUUAUGAAAGUUUUACAGGAAUACAUAAACGAGUGCGACACAGCUUUUCCAGGGGAACGGAAAAUAUUACCGUUGCACAGAGCAGCUCGUGGCAAGCAUCUAUCACUUGUUAUUCGUUUUGCGAAUACCGGUCGAGUACCGCUUGACGACAUAGAUAUCUUUACACACAGCAAUGACACUUUAGCUUCGUUGAGACGUCAGAUAUUACGCAGGAUCAAAGCAAGCGGGGCAAAUGUGAAACUCGAUUUAUUUAUUAAUGGAGAAUCGUUAGAGCAAUCCGAUGAGAGAAAACUCCUUUCUCAGAUUCCGCUGAGAGACAAAAUGUUAUUGUCUGCGAAGCUCACUCAAGUAACUAGCAAUAUGCCAAGCUCACCGGACAGUAGCUCUGAUAGCUCUACUAGUUCUCCGCAUCAUCCGUACGACGGGCCGAAUGUAGAGGCAGAGAAUAGUUUACCUGGUGUGGUAAUGUCACAAAGAUCGCAAUAUGCGACAUUUUUCUUUCAAUUAGCAGACCUUGGCUGUACUCUUCAGCAUUCGCAAUUGCGUGAUGGUGCACGAAAUCUCUUGCAAUUAGUGCCGCCAGAUACCUUCACUGUGACAAGAUUACAGUGGCUAUUUGGCCAUUACAAGGACGACGAAGCUUUACAAAACCCUUCUCAAUAUCAUUGUAACGAGCAGAAUACGACAGUAGAUUCUCUAUUUUUUACUGCAAGUCCUAGCCAAGUUUUAUACAAUUUAGAGGUGUUGUACACUUUGUUAAUGCCGGCUCUCGACCCUAUGUCGGAGAGAGCGUUUGAAUUUCAAUAUAAUUUCAUAAAAAGCGGCGAAGCAGGCGUUAUCCUCGACAUGCUAACCAAAAAUAAGUUUUUACCAAAUGCGGACGAGACUACGAAGCGAUCUGCCUAUCUAACCGUGCUGAGAUUGUGCAAGCUUCUCUUGACAGUGGUGGGCAAUGUGAUGGCAUGCGUGAUGGACGAGGUUCAGCAGACUGGAACUUCGGAGAAUCACGACAAUCACGUUAACAACCGCGGGCGGGUGUCGGUAUUGAAACAGGCUCUCCAGAGUGUACCGAAUCAAAGUACCGAAUACAUGCUGAGAAGCGUGGCGGCCAAACUGGCGCAGCAUCUGGCGCAUCGAAUGCUAUCCGGCGGGCCCGAGGCUGAUCGAUGUCGGCAGCUCUUUGUGCAGGCCCUCUCAUGGGAAUUACCGGAUGUGGCUACUAUACGUGCCAUAAUUAGACUAGCGUGGGCCGCAUCCACGGGUAACUUGAACAACGUUAACGCGUCGAACGAGGUGCUUCACUCGAUGCACGAGGCCAACCAGAAGGAACAGAGAAACCCCGAUAAUAACGACGUUCUUGUGUGCAAGGAAGCACUCGAGGUACUGACAAUCGCCCUCGUGUUGAAUCCGUCGGCAUUGGAAACGUUGUCGAGGGACAAGAUAUGGCACACCUUCUUGAUAGAUCUCGUGCUACUCAGUACGUCAAGAGCCAUCAGGAUCGCCGCCGGCGAACAAUUUUUUCUCAUAUCGACAUGGUGCAGCGGCGGACACCAGACACUACUGGUCACCAUAACUCUUCUCUUCACCGUUCUGAACAGUACCGUUAUGGAGAACGCGAAACAGAGUCACGAGUACUUUCAGCUUUUGUGCCGACUGUUGAACUUCGCGCAUAUAUCAAGUUGUCCCCUCACGACCGCGGAGACGCUGUUAAACGUCGAGAUCGCCUGGUUGAAGAAAGUUCGCGAUAACGUGAAGGAGACCGGAGAGAGCCAGGUGGACGAAGCCUUGCUCGAGGGUCACCUCGGUCUAACGAAGGAACUGCUGGCCUUUCUACCGCCGAACCAGAAGUACGAGAUCGGUUCCGACGAGAAGCACGGGGUCAACUUGAUCAAGGAGCUGGUCGAGGAUUUUGUGUUCCCCGCGUCUCGCCUCAUGCUGCAGCUUCGCAGCACCGGCGAGCUCAGCGCUUCGCAGGCGUGCCCGGUGUGUACCACCCCUCAGUCAACCAGCGCUGCAUUCGACUUGCUCGUAGGUCUUUGCAUAGGCUGUGUACCCAACAUGAAACUUCUAGUCACAAUGCUCACCGACAUGUUCUACUCCGAGAAGGACGAACCAUUAGUGGAGUGGGAUUAUUUACCGCCUGUAGGGCUCAGGCCGCUCAAAGGCUUCGUAGGCUUGAAGAAUGCAGGGGCUACCUGUUAUAUGAAUUCAGUAUUACAGCAGUUGUAUAUGGUGGAGAGCAUUAGAGUUGGACUUUUGGCGGCCGAGGGCGCGGCGACUGAUCUGAACGAGGACUUUUCCGGUGAAGAGAGGAUCGAGGGGGAGCAGACAAUCGAAACAAAUGAUAACGACACGAACGAAGAAAAGUGCGGUGCGGAUGAAUCCAGGAAGGAGUAUAACAUCGGCAUUUUGAAGCAAGUGCAAGCGAUAUUUGGUCAUCUGGCUUACAGUAAACUACAAUAUUACAUACCUAGAGGACUGUGGAAGCACUUCAAGCUUCAAGGAGAACCUGUAAAUCUUAGGGAACAACAGGACGCAGUAGAAUUCUUCAUGAGUCUGGUAGAGAGUCUAGACGAGGCAUUGAAAGCCUUGGGACACGAGCAGAUAAUGGGCAAGAUUCUUGGUGGCUCAUACAGCGACCAAAAAAUCUGCAAAGGUUGCCCUCAUAGAUAUUCCAAAGAGGAGCCAUUCAGCGUGAUAAGUGUGGACAUACGGAAUCACAGUAAUUUACUGGAUUCUCUUGAGCAAUACGUGAAAGGAGAGCUGCUGGAGGGUGCAGACGCCUACCAUUGUGAUAAGUGCAACAAAAAGGUCGUAACAGUAAAGAGAUUGUGCGUGAAAAAGCUGCCGCCUAUUUUAGCAAUUCAAUUGAAAAGAUUUGAGUACGACUUCGAACGUGUAUGUGCUAUAAAAUUCAACGAUUACUUUGAGUUUCCACGAGAUUUGGACAUGGAGCCUUACACUGUCUCCGGCUUAGCUAAAUUGGAAGGAGAAGUUAUAGACUGUGAUUAUGAGGAGUCUGUAAAGGGAACGUGCACGAAGUAUCAAUUGACCGGUAUCGUCGUUCACAGCGGUCAGGCUAGCGGUGGCCAUUACUAUUCCUACAUUCUACACAGACUGAACGAUGGUACGGCAAAGUGGUAUAAGUUCGACGACGGCGAUGUAACGGAAUGCAAAAUGGAAGAAGAAGAAGAGAUGAAAUCUCAAUGCUUUGGCGGUGAUUAUUUGGGGGAGGUAUUCGAUCAUAUGCUCAAGCGGAUGAGUUACCGCAAACAGAAGCGAUGGUGGAAUGCGUACAUGUUAUUUUAUACAAGAUUAGAUGUAGAAGAAAAUUCUCUAAUGAAAAGUGUAAAUGAACUAUCAUUGUAUACGAAACUAGGAGUUAUGAAAAUGCCACCAGCGAUAGAAUACAGUGUGAGAAAGCAAAAUAUAAAAUUUAUGCACAAUCGAAAUCAAUUUAGUGCUGAGUACUUCCAGUUCAUCAAGAAAUUGGUGUCCUGCAAUCCUCAUAAUAUCAAUCGGCAAAAUCUAAAUGAGAAACUUAGCUCCGAAGCGGAAGAACUUGCGAUGCUAUCGGUGCAGUUGGCAUCAAGAUUUCUGUUCUAUACAGGUUUUCACACUAAGAAAACGUUACGUGGCACGGCAACGGACUGGUACGACAUCGUGUGCCAUCAUUUGCGUAGCAGUAAAGCAGUGCGUUCUUGGUUCGCCAAUGAAGUAUUGUUCAAUCAUCCACAUAGAUUUUGCGAAUACCUCUUGAGUUGUCCCAGUACAGAAGUGCGCACUGCUUUCCUCAAAAUUUUGGUAUUCCUCGCACAUGUCUCUUUGCAAGAUGGUCCAUGUGCUCCGCCCAGUUUGAAUGCACCGACUAUACUCUUAGAUCCAGUAGCGACACUCAGCGAUCACCUGUUACACGCGGUGCUGUCGCUGCUGCACCGUGAAAUUUCGGACCACGGCCGUCAUCUUCCUCACUAUUUUUCUCUCUUUCACGCGUACGCUUCGCUUGGUCUUGCCGAAAAGGCGCAACUGCUUAAGCUAAAUGUACCAGUUACGUUUAUGUUAGUCGCCAUCGAUGAAGGCCCAGGUCCUACCAUAAAAUAUCAGUAUCCGGAAUUGACUAAACUUCACCAGGUAGUUAGCAUGCUGAUACGGUGCUGCGAUGUGUCGUCGAAAGUGCACUCGAGUCAGCAGCCUCGUGCGGAACCUUUACCAAAUCCGUAUGGCGAUCCUGCGUGUCAGUCGGAGUAUCUCAUGCCCAUUCAGUCACAAGCAGCUGAUAUAUUGUUUAUUCGUACCAGUUACAUCAAGAAAUUGAUUGAGGAUGCUAACGUGACAGAAGAUACAGUUAAAUUAUUGCAAUACUGUUGUUGGGAGAAUCCACAUCUGUCGCGAACGGUGCUUAGUGAGCUGUUGUGGCAGAUAGGAUUCGCUUACACCCACGAGUUGAGGCAUCAUACAGAUCUGCUGCUUGCGAUACUACUGAUGGAGGAUUCAUGGCAGACGCAUCGCGUACACAAUGCACUUAAGGGAGUUCCCGAUGAGCGAGAAGGUUUAUUCGAAACGAUACAGAGAAGUAAAAACCAUUAUCAGAAGAGAGCCUACCAGUGUAUUAAAUGUAUGGUGCAGCUCUUCAGUAAAUGCAGACCAGCGCAUCAGCUUUUACAUCACAGUCCGGAGUUGAAAAGAAAAUGGAGUCACGCGAUAGAUUGGCUCCACGACGAACUUGACAAGCGACCAUAUGCCUCUACGGCGCCUUACACCCACGCGUAUAACAACUGGUCGCCACCAACGCAGUCCAAUGAUUCCGCAAACGGUUAUGUUUUGGAACGUAGCAAUAGCGCAAGGAAGACGUUGGAGCGAGCGUGCGAACUGUGUCCUGAUGAGGAACCAGAAGUCGAAGAGACGAGCGAAGAUUGUGCGGAAGAAGCCGAGAAAUAUCAACGUACAUUCAAAUAUCAAUCUAUUCCAUCCAUAAAUAAAUAUGAGAAAUAUGAUGUCCGAACUAAGAGACGCAAUCUCAGACACAGUGGUUUAGAUUGGGCAUCUGGAGUGCACUUGGAUUCUAAGUGCGUUAUGGAUUACCCCAUCAAUCGGGACUUCACCGUGAUCCAACAAAUGCAAGAAGAACAACAGCCUCAACCAGGACCUUCCCCAGUACACACACCCCACUUAGCGCUUCAAAUGCAUAAUCCACAAAACUGUGAGUCGUCACAAAAUACCAGCCAGGAUCCAUAAUGAACGCUGAAUACUGACGUUGUACCAAGUUGCUGCCUCAGUGAAACGAUUUCGGGAUACUUAGAUAUCACUGCGCCAGCAGCUUGGUGGCGAGCGGUAGCAGCACAUGUACAGAUAUAACAAGUGAGGAUUUGUUUUUUUAGUGACCAUUCUUUAACGAACUCAUGCUAAUCUCUUAGUUUCACUGUGGGUAGUUACUUUGAUAAUAUGACGCGCUAUGAAUGUUCGAACUGUAAUGAUGAAAUGGAAGACGGUUCCGACUGAAAAGUGAAUUAACGCAUGCUGGUUGAGGCAAUCAAUUCUCAACGAUAGUUUCUUUCUCCUUAAUCUCGACACCACCUCUAUGUUUGUAUCUCCCCCCGUCCCCCUCCCCCGGACGACCAUUUGGCUUCCAAUUCUAGAAAUGACAAUUUGACAAAAAGAUUGAAAAUACGCUGUCUUUUCUCGAGCGAUCGAUAAAGCUGUUAGUACAGCUAGGAGUUUUAUUUGCCUCGAUUAAUGCAUGUGGAUUCAAGCUUAGGAAUAUCGUAAGAUUGUAUAAAUGUAUAGCGAGUAGUGUGUUACGGAAUCCCGUUCUCUGCCGAUUAGAAGACAAAAAUAUAAAACAUAAUUUUCCGUAUGCCUAUGUAAAUUUGUUACUAAUAAAAAAAAAAGAAGGGAAGUUGAAAUGGAACUUUCUAACGAUCGAAAGAUAUGACUACAGAAAAAAAAAAGGGGAAAUAAGCUAGUAUGUUCUCAUCUCAUCUCAGAGAAAGCACAGUUAUCGCGAAAAAAAGCUAUGCUCUAACAUAUAUAUAAAAAAUAUAUAGCUACGCUAUAUAUGUAUACAUAGCUUUUGCUAUUUAAUCUUUUAACAACAAUAAAAGAAUCCUUCUUGUACUUAAUAAUCUCGAGCAUUCUGGAAGAAAGACACUUAUUGGCGGCCGGCCUGCCGUGCCGCUAAAUUUCAACAUACGCCAAUGAUGCCUCCUGUUGUGCUUUCUUUCAGUUCGACCGAUUUGAAAGAGUUGUGCCUUCGACAUUGUGCGACUCCCAUUGUACUUUUAGGUAGAUAUUUAAGAAUCAAGUUGUUGCUUCAAAUUUUGAUUGCUUAUAACUUCGCUUGUUGAGUUGAUCAUGGAGAGGAAAGGGGAAAAGGAAUCUAGAGGAAAUUAGAUCACUGAAAACGCGUGGGAUACGACGAGAGAAUAAUUGAUUUCGUCGACGGAGAGAUCGAUUGGAACGUAUCUCGGAGCCCAAAAAACGAGGUGGGCCACUUUAGUUUAUCAUGACGCACGUACACAUUAAAAUACGACAUCGAGAUGUCGGAUGUAUGGGCAGUUGCUUGGAAAAAAAAAAAAACAGGACACUGUCCUCAUCCGGAGUUCAAAUUUUUACGAAGAAAGGAAUUGAAAAGGAGCGGUAGACACAAAGAGGAUGUGGAGCAAACAAAUACUAGUUUGUAUCGUUGUAUGAUACGAUUCAUCGUUGAUAGAGCUGUGGUCUUUUCGCAAAAGUUGCGAAAGCGAUCAUGGCGCACAUCGUUUCGGCAAGCGUAUUUCCGGCAAUAUUACAUAACGGAGAUGCAUUCUAGAGGAGAGAACCGUGGACUAUGCGACGAACGACCCUCGAAUUUAUUUGAACUGGCCAUAGCUCUGACUUAUUGAGUAACGUGUGUUAUAUAUAGAUAUUAUAUAAAAAUGGUCUUUAAAAAGAGAGAAAAGAGAAAAUAAAAAAGUCGCGUGUGUAACGUGGAAUAAGCGAGCCGUGUGUAUACAUAUAUGAUUUCGUGCGAAAAAAAAAACCAACGACUAUGUCAAGACACCAGGAAGUAUGACGUAUCGAUUAUUAUUGUUCGUAUUUAUCGAAUACCGAGUUAAAUACAGUGUACCAAAUUAUAUAAUAGCUUCUAUUGGUUAAAUUAUAAUGGUACCUAAUCUUACUCGAGACAUGUACAUAUAGACAACCGCUUUUUAUAUGUGAUAAAAAAAUUAUUAUAUUCCUAUUAUACAUUGAGAUUUAGAGAAACGCUAUUGUAAAUCCUGGUUUUUGUACACAGACCGUAUGCUAAGUUCACUUUUGUUAACACGAACUGUAGUCUAUAAUUAUUUAAUAUUUAAUUGUAUCACUAAAUAAGCGUAUCAUGUACAAUACUUGAUUUUCUUUCUAUUUUUUUUUUCGUUAAAUUACUUCUCCGAAAGAUGAUAUAUGGGUCACAAACUGGAAGUGUCAUGAAUACUAGUGUCAUUUAUCUUAUGCGUGGUAGAAAUAAGGGAGACGUAAGCUACGAGACAUAGCCGAGCGCGUUGUUUCUUUAUUAAUUAGUGACAGACUGGAAUAUCGGUUUUCCUCUUCUUUUUUAUCCUUUACUUUUUUUUGCCAUCGAACGAGAUAACGCUCGGUGUUGUCGCGCCAGAGGGAAAGAAAAGAGGUGUGCGCAAGGGGCGGUAGAGAUUGACGGGAUGUCAUUUUUCUGUGCGUGUCAGGAUCACCGUCAGGGAUUAAGAUCAAGUAUAAUUUCAUUAAUUUACGGAGGCAAGCGAAAAAUCACCUGUAUGGAAUUUGUUUGCGGAACUCGAAAAGAGCGAGAGACCUUUCCUCGCGUACGCGAGAAUUUCAACCCGUCGAAAUUAUACCGAUUUCCACAACGCUUGUACAUAACGGAGGGAGGAGCGUGGAGGGAAGAGAAAGGUGAUCGUGUGCAGCAAUGUUUUUACACGAGACGUACGCGCGAUCCUGUUCCGCAGGUAAAUUGGAAGGAACUGUGUGUGUGCUUACGCUGAUGUCUAAUACAUGUUGCGUACACGUCGGUGGAGGUAGCCAUCGCGAAUUUACAUUCGUUUCAGAGUACGAGGGUCGUCGGACGGAAAAAAAAAAAAAAAAAAAGGAAAAGGAAUCAAAAUGCUCAAAGGCAAAUGUGCGUGAACUGUAACGUGCGUUAACGCGUGAGUCGCUUGCGCGUCGCCUGCGUGCGGAGCGCACGACGAGGUCAGAAUAGUAUCGUUUUUCGAGAUCGUAUGCGCAGUUAAUAAACUCUCACAAAAACGUAGCGGAGGGAAAAGAUGAAGAAGAGGAUGAGGAAGACGAA
Messenger RNA from Wasmannia auropunctata (little fire ant), 11171 nucleotides. It is a transcript of the gene faf, whose product is annotated as probable ubiquitin carboxyl-terminal hydrolase FAF-X. Gene Ontology annotation, cellular component: cytosol; nucleus. Bases 278 to 8104 code for a protein of 2608 amino acids. The record is from RefSeq and is a predicted model, not a curated record. The transcript is spliced from 30 exons. Gene Ontology annotation, molecular function: cysteine-type endopeptidase activity; cysteine-type deubiquitinase activity. Gene Ontology annotation, biological process: cell migration; protein deubiquitination. NCBI's taxonomy places the organism in Eukaryota, Metazoa, Arthropoda, Insecta, Hymenoptera, Formicidae.